Micropterus salmoides (largemouth bass) is the source of this 1315-nucleotide messenger RNA. Its product is annotated as parathymosin. Lineage: Eukaryota; Metazoa; Chordata; Actinopteri; Centrarchiformes; Centrarchidae. The transcript has 5 exons. The record is from RefSeq and is a predicted model, not a curated record. Bases 133 to 498 code for a protein of 121 amino acids.
AAAAGCGGAGACUGGAAGACAUCAUUUCUCUCUCAGCGUCUUUGGACUAGCAACCGAAGGCAAAGAGCCAAGAAAUAAAAAACAUUUUUUUCUGAACAGGAGUAUUAUUUACAUUAAUUCACCAAAUUAACCAUGGCCGACACAGCUGUUGACACGACCGCAACUGCAGAGGUUACAGCCAAGGAGCUGAAAGAGAAGAAAGAAGUAGAAGUUGAGAAGAAGAAGGAGGAGGAGGAGAAGACCGACAACGGGGACGCACCUGCCAAUGGCACAAAUGGUGCUGAUCACAGUGACAAAGUGGAAGAACCCACAGAGGAGAAACACAAGAAUGGAGAUGAGAAUGCAGAGGAGGUGCCCCCUGCUGGGGAGACUGACGCUCAGCCUGCCAAGCGUGCAGCUGAAGAGGAGGAGGAAAAGGUGGAGACAAAAAAGCAGAAGACAGAGGAAAAUGGAGAUUCAAAAGAGGCAGAUUCAAAAGAGGCAGAAGUGGAGGCUUAGGUCUCUGCCCUGCUUCUUGUUUGCAGCACUGUCUGAUCAGCCUGGUCAACAUUGUGUUGUAGAGCUUGUGCUUUCUGUACCUUCUGAGAAAUUUCUUUUUGUUUGCUCCCAUGUCACAUUGCACUGGAGUCCUGAAACAUAGUGGCCCUGCAUCCUUUUUUAUGAAAUAUUAUUUAUUGGUCUUUAAAAUGAGUAUUUUUUUUUUUACUUGUACAAAUAGGGCCACACCAUGAGAUCGUUUUUUUCAUUUAAGGUUUUGUACCAGUAUGCUAGAAGCACAAUCUCUAUUAAUGCCAGUGCUGACCAGAUGAUUCAUUCACAUAGGCAGCUGCUCACCCACUCAAAGGCUCAUGUUGACCUCUCAGAUUCACUUAAAGGACCAAAGAUAAGUUUUAAGCAGGGGCUAAUGGACAGUUGUUAGCAUAAUUAGUUGAGGCAUGAUUUUUUUUAUGUUGAGCUGCUACUUAAUCCUUGGAUUGGCUGCCCUGUUAACAUGACAAAUGGUGCAAAUAAAGGGGCACUGUCUUGCGCCUCCAUGAUAAGGUAGCUUGAUCUUAUGGAGGCAGGAUUUUGCAAUGUUGAUUAACCCCUCUUAAAUCUUAAAUCUUUGGUCAUUUGUUCUGUAUGCAUUCCACGCAAGUUUGUACCAUUUAUACUUUGUUUUUCUUACAUUGUCAAUGAGUUUUAUGUUAUGGCUGGGUAGCCCAGUUUUGAGUCCCAAGACUGCCUUUUUCAGAACCAGAAUGACAUUUGGUUACUUCAGCCACUGCUUUGUAUAUUCUGAUUAACAAAUAAAAUGUCUUUUUACUUAAGUAUA